UCACGACCCGCCGCUGCAGGGAAGGGUGAAACUGAGUCGGCCUUGUACAUGGAGCUAUGGCGGGCUUGUGCUGGGCCGCUGGUGACUGUGCCACGAGAGCAGGAACUGGUGUUUUAUUUCCCCCAAGGACAUAUAGAGCAGGUUGAAGCAUCCACUAAUCAAGUGGCUGACCAGCAAAUGCCUGUGUAUAAUCUUCCUCCCAAGAUACUUUGCCGUGUUGCCAACGUCCUUUUGAAGGCAGAACCAGAUACAGAUGAGGUUUAUGCCCAAGUGACCUUGAUGCCUGAACCAAAUCAAGAUGAGAAUUCUGUGAAGGGGGGAUCCAUGCCAUCUCCACUGCCACAGUUUCAUGUAUAUUCUUUUUGUAAAACUCUGACUGCGUCAGAUACCAGCACACAUGGUGGGUUUUCUGUGCUUAGGCGGCAUGCAGAUGAAUGUCUCCCCCCACUGGACAUGUCCAGGCAGCCUCCAACUCAGGAGUUGGUGACCAAAGAUUUGCAUGGAAAUGAGUGGCGCUUCAGACAUAUAUUCCGGGGGCAACCAAAAAGGCACCUCCUUCAAAGUGGUUGGAGUGUGUUUGUUAGUUCAAAAAGGCUUGUUGCAGGGGAUGCAUUCAUAUUUCUAAGAGGUGAGAAUGGGGAGCUCCGUGUUGGUGUAAGGCGGGCCAUGAGACAGCAGGGUAUUUCUCCGUCAUCUGUUAUAUCCAGUCACAGCAUGCACCUUGGGGUUCUGGCGACAGCAUGGCAUGCCAUUCAGACUAAAACCAUGUUCACUAUAUACUACAAGCCCAGGACAAGCCCUGCUGAAUUUAUCAUUCCAUAUGAUCAGUACAUGGAGUCCAUUAGAAACAAUCACUCCAUAGGAAUGAGAUUUAAAAUGAGGUUUGAAGGGGAAGAAGCUCCUGAGCAGAGAUUUGCUGGGACCAUUGUUGGCAUUGCAGAUUGUGAUCCCCAGAAGUGGCCUGAAUCAAAAUGGAGAUGUCUGAAGGUGCGGUGGGAUGAAACUUCGACAGUUCCUAGACCUGACAGGGUUUCACCUUGGAAAAUAGAGCAAGCUCUUUCUCCUCCUUCACCAAAUCCACUCCCGGUACCUAGACAAAAAAGGCACCGGCCCACUUUUUUACAUCCCGAUUCCCCUGUCCUUGCAAGAGAAGCUUCAUUCAAAACAUCCAUAGACUCUCCAACAACUUCCGCUGGGCUUUCAAAGGUCUUGCAAGGUCAAGAAGUGUCAACCAUGAUAGGUGGUUCUUUUGCAGAAGUUAGUGAGUCAGACCCGUCUGAUAAGCCAAUAGGAUGGGCACCAUCUUUAGAUGAUGAAAAGAUUAACAAUCUUUUCACAGCACGCCGAUAUGGUUCAGACAAACGGUUUCCAUCAGAAAGAAUCAAGCAACCUUGUUUCUCAGAUUUAUUAUCAGGUGUUGGCACACAAAUGAACCCCUCACAUGAUUUUUGUUUACAGUCUGGGGAUGAGUCUGCAGUUGAUGCAAGUUCGAUGAAGCAAAAUACACUUCAGCAUCAAGAACGAGAGUGUAGCUUACUUGGGAAGCAAUGGUCUAUUGUGCCCUCGGGCCUGUCACUGAAUUUGACAGAUGCAAACACUGAAAACCAUGUAGAAAGUUCUGAUAUUCCAUAUCAACCACGAGGAGACUAUUGGUAUGGGGGUAACAACAAUUAUUUUGUGCUACCAGGUAACAAACUAGAAUAUCAUCAAAGGAACUGGUUGACUCCCCGACAAAUGUCUCAGAUGAAAGCCCCUUCUCAUUCCAGAGAUCCAUUGUUUACAUUCGAACCAUUGCAACAACUUGAGGUCAUGAAGCCAAAUGAUGAGAACUGCAAACUUUUUGGCAUACCCCUCAUAGGUAAUAGCUCUGCUGUACCCAUAAACACAGUGUUUGAGUCAGGUCACAUCCAUGCCGGUAUGAACUCCCUUCAUUCCGCUGCAAUUGAGCUAAAUGAAAGUCUUGAAAAGAAGGCCAAGGUUUCUAAAGAGUUAGAUUGUCGACCUACUGGCAAUGAGCAAAAGAAAAGAUAUCAAUCUUUUUGCCCGGAUGGUAGAGAAAAUGAGGGGAAAAUCUACAGUGGUUCUACAAGGAGUUGCACCAAGGUUCAGAAACAGGGCACAGCCCUUGGAAGGUCUGUGGAUCUCUCCAUUUUUAAGAGCUAUGAUGAAUUGAUAGCAAAACUAGACCAGCUGUUUGACUUCAAUGGUGAACUUAUGUCUCAAGACAAGAAUUGGAUGGUUGUGUAUACUGAUGAUGAGGGUGAUAUGAUGCUUGUGGGAGAUGAUCCAUGGACAGAAUUUUGUGGUAUUGUUCGUAAAAUUGGUAUCUACACGAAGGAGGAGGUACAGCAGAUGAAUCCAGGGGAGCUGGAUUCGAAAGGCGAUGAUAUGUCAUCUGUUGCAGAAGGUCUGGACACUAUUGAAAUGAAGAGUCUGUGGUUCCCUUCAGCAUCCAGUGCUGAGGAAUGUUAAAUUUCUCUGAAAAGACCUAGGUUUAUAGUGGCCUCAGGGAGAAGACUGAAGUCUUACUGAUCUGUCUCUAGUCCUUUAGGGAUGGGGGUGCAUGAAUCCCUUUCAACUCGUAUGAGAGGGUCUCUCUUCCCUUAUCUCUACGGUCUACAAAUUAGUAUUUUUAUCGCGAUAUAUACUGUAUAUAGUUGCUAUGCUCAACAAUGCAUUCGUCUUUCUUUGAAGGUUCCAAUGUUAUAUAUAUAGCCCAUCUUGCCGAGUUUCUUCAGCUCUGGAUAAAAGUAAGAGGUAAUGUGAUGCCUACAUCCACAAUGAAAUUUUUAUUGGGGAUUAGGGGAGUAUGGAAUUCUGAAUGAGUGUUUUUGUAUGGUAUUUCAACUGUUACACCAUGUAUUAUUUAAUAAAUUAUUUCACUUCUUGAAUAUAUGUGGUAACAAAAUAGGUUAAUGAACCAGACAUAUAGUAGCAGCACACCAAGUUUUAGUGCUGAAAGUCUUGACUUCGGCAAGCCAAUGUUAAACCAUUUAGCAGUGUCUAUUUAAGGAAGUAUAUAUGAUGACAUUUUGUCAUUAGCAAUUUAGCAGCCAAUGUUAAAGCUAGUUGGUACUGCCAAAUUUCAGGCGUAGCUGCCCCCACUCAAAUUGAAUAUUGGCAUCAAUGGUUUAAAACCUGGAUUGCCCUGAAUGAUCCUAUUGGAACGGUUUAACCAUGAUGGUUGUAUAUUUGGUUUGUUUGUUGACCUGUUGAGCUGUUUUAGCAUUUGACCCGGAUUAACCUGCCAAGAACUUGAGUUGAAUUGCUGACCUGGAGAAAUAUCGCAAUCCAGUAGCUGGUUUUAAGACUGACCCAGUGCAUGAACAAAAAAGUUCCCAAUCCACAAAAAAGAGAAGAAAAAGAUAUUAAAAAAAAACAUCUCAUUUCAUUCCCGUAUUACUAAUCUUUUAUUAUUACGUAUAUAAAUAUUCUAUAUGUUUGACUAUAUUAGUUUUAGAAAUGCUCCCCUCAGCUCCCCUGACUUCUCGUUAAGCCUUUUAUAGUAUGGUAUAUCUGUCUCGUUUGUAGUUAUGCUGUGCAGGUUUUACUUUAAUUAGAUUUAAAUGUUUUGUGAUUUCAUUCUCCCGCUAUAUUUUAGGGGUUAGAGGAGACGACGGUAUCCCUGAUUUGGGAUGAAAACCUAUGUUUUAAUUGUAUAAACGUGUAUGUUAUUAUUAUGGGAUUCAGAUUCUAUGUUACAUUCUUUUUCAAUUUCUUAUUACAUGCUCCAUUGAUUUGCAAAUAAACGGUGUAGCGAGUUUA
This is a messenger RNA of Cuscuta epithymum, 3765 nucleotides long. The record is from the annotation of a GenBank genome assembly. Lineage: Eukaryota; Viridiplantae; Streptophyta; Magnoliopsida; Solanales; Convolvulaceae.